Molecule: messenger RNA, 2388 nt
Organism: Suricata suricatta (meerkat)
Lineage: Eukaryota; Metazoa; Chordata; Mammalia; Carnivora; Herpestidae
Gene: IDH3A
Product: isocitrate dehydrogenase (NAD(+)) 3 catalytic subunit alpha
Exons: 11
Coding region: 64-1164 (366 amino acids)
Biological process (GO): isocitrate metabolic process; tricarboxylic acid cycle
Cellular component (GO): mitochondrion
Molecular function (GO): isocitrate dehydrogenase (NAD+) activity; magnesium ion binding; NAD binding
Source: RefSeq, a predicted model, not a curated record
GGGCCAGACUGCGCGGCUGCGCACUGCCGCUGCCGCUGUCGUUUCUGCGCUAGGAGGGACGCGAUGGCCGGGCCCGCGUGGAUCUCCAAGGUCUCUCGGCUGCUCGGGGCACUCCACAACCAGACACAGGUGACCAGAGGUUUUGCUGGUGGUGUUCAGACAGUAACUUUAAUUCCAGGGGAUGGUAUCGGCCCAGAGAUCUCAGCUGCGGUGAUGAAGAUUUUUGAUGCAGCCAAAGCGCCCAUUCAGUGGGAGGAGCGCAACGUCACCGCCAUCCAAGGACCCGGAGGAAAGUGGAUGAUCCCUCCGGAAGCCAAAGAGUCCAUGGAUAAGAACAAGAUGGGCUUGAAAGGCCCGUUAAAGACCCCGAUAGCCGCGGGUCACCCGUCUAUGAAUCUAUUGCUGCGGAAGACAUUUGACCUUUAUGCAAACGUGCGGCCGUGCGUCUCCAUCGAGGGCUACAAGACCCCGUACAGCGACGUGAACAUCGUCACGAUCCGGGAGAACACGGAGGGGGAGUACAGCGGCAUCGAGCACGUGAUCGUGGACGGCGUGGUGCAGAGCAUCAAGCUCAUCACCGAGGAGGCCAGCCGGCGCAUCGCCGAGUUCGCCUUCGAGUACGCACGCAACAACCACCGCAGCAACGUCACGGCCGUGCACAAGGCCAACAUCAUGCGGAUGUCAGAUGGGCUUUUUCUGCAAAAAUGCAGGGAAGUUGCUGAGAACUGCAAGGAUAUUAAGUUUAAUGAGAUGUACCUCGAUACGGUGUGUCUGAACAUGGUCCAGGAUCCGUCCCAAUUUGACGUUCUCGUUAUGCCGAAUUUGUAUGGCGAUAUCCUCAGUGACCUGUGCGCGGGAUUGAUUGGAGGUCUCGGUGUGACACCGAGUGGCAACAUUGGAGCCAACGGGGUCGCUAUCUUCGAGUCGGUUCACGGCACGGCCCCCGACAUCGCGGGCAAGGACAUGGCCAACCCCACGGCCCUCCUGCUCAGCGCCGUGAUGAUGCUGCGCCACAUGGGGCUCUCGGCCCACGCCGCGCGCGUCGAGGCCGCGUGCUUCGCGACAAUUAAGGACGGAAAGAGCUUAACUAAAGAUCUCGGAGGCAACGCCAAGUGCUCAGACUUCACGGAGGAGAUCUGUCGUCGGGUCCGAGACCUGGACUGAGGCCCUGCGCGUGGGGUCCGCGCCGGCCGCGCACUGCGCACUGCGCACAUGUGCGCCUCGCCGCUCUCCUGACAGUGCGUUGUUAGGCACGGCCUUUCCUUAACCAGAUCUGUGCGGAGGCAGGGACACGCCAGGCCUGCUCUCCGAGGACUUUUCCCGAGGGCCUGGUUUGUUGAUGGCGUGUCCGUUCGGUAUGCGUCUUCCGUAAGCUCUCGGUGGGCGGUCCCAUUGGCCACGUAAAUCAUUUUACACUUCGGUUUAAAUGGUUUUUGCUCAGCUGUAAAUACGAAACAGAAUUAAUAACAGAAAACAUAUAACUUUUUAAAGAAAAACCCUGUUUUCCUUGGUUUAUGAAAAAUGCAUAGGAAGAAGGCAGAAUAUUGACCUGAUAGCACACGGUGGCAUUCUUACGAAGCUGAAUGGGGGGGGGGGGGCGGGGCGGGUUCCGGGGAGGCCAGGCCGCCGCCAGCGAGUGCGCGUGUUUCUUAGUGAUGUGGGAGGUAGACAGGUACGUCCUCGCGUGAAUUCCUGAGUUUGAAUAAAGACCUCAAAUCCAAGAAAUAUGUAAUGAGAGCUGCAAUUUUUGUGACUAAGACACAGAUAGGUUGGAUACAGACAUGCAUCUGUGUGGUCGAGUUUUCUGUUUCUCUCGAGAUGCCCUCUUCUUGACAGGAGCUUUCAGGGAGUGGAGGGACCUCCUUUCACUGGACACGGGCGAGGCGCAGCGUCGGGCCUCCGCUCCGCGCUGGGUGGCCGCGGGGGCCUGUGGCCUGCGCUUGCUUGGCCCAGAGUGGCCCGAACGCCCGGCCACCAGCGUUUCGGCUGCAGUUAACUGGGGGUUCUGGCCUCUACUUUCCUGUCUCAGUGGCUGCCCCCUUCCCCCGAAGCACCGGAUCACUGCCACCCCCCAGUGCCAGCAAGAGAGGAGCCGCGGUGGGGGCUGCGCCCAGCUGUGGACCCCGCCCCGCCCUGUCCUUCGAGGCCGAGGCGCAGUCACUAUUUUCAUGAACACCUGCGGCUCUGCUGGCCGGGGACUCUGCAUAAAGCACCCAGGUCACUCGGGGUUCUUGGCAAAUACCCUGUCUGCGUGCUUUUCUGGGCUUGUAGCCAGACCCGCGUCUUGGGUGUGUUUUACUCUGUUCAAGCUGCAGCUUCUCCCAUCUGUUGUUUGUGCUAAUUCCCCGCCACCCUCGGGUUCGCCCUAAUAAAGAAUUCCAGAACUGA